Molecule: messenger RNA, 1552 nt
Organism: Bombus huntii
Lineage: Eukaryota; Metazoa; Arthropoda; Insecta; Hymenoptera; Apidae
Product: serine/threonine-protein kinase nekl-2-like
Exons: 5
Coding region: 743-1408 (221 amino acids)
Biological process (GO): protein phosphorylation
Molecular function (GO): protein kinase activity; ATP binding
Source: RefSeq, a predicted model, not a curated record
AUCAAAAAUCAUUGUAUUUUUUUUUUGUAAAAAAAUAGCUCUUCUUAAAAAGUAAAUGUAUUUAAUUAAUUAUUAUAUUUAAUUAUAUUAUUCAAUUUCAAAUAUCUGAUUGGAAAUAGACAUUUCUGACAUACCAGAAAAAAAUUCAAACUUUAUUGGACUAACUGUUUAUAUUGAUCUACCAUAACAAAUCGAUUGAUGUUUAGUACUCUUAGCUAAAUUAAUUUUGUGAAUUAAUAAUUCGAUUUUAUUCGCGUUUUUUAUCAUUUUUGUCAAAAAUGUCCAUGCAUAUAAAUGAUUAUAUAUUCGAAACAUUGUUAGGACAGGGGUCUUUCGGGUAUGUAUUCGUGCUAAAUUAAAUUUUCCUAUUUUUCCUCAUCGUCUAUUGUUUCUAGAUCAGUUUACUUAGUACGACGAAAGAAAGACUCUAAACCAUUCGUAGUUAAGGAACAAAUUCUCGAUAAUGUAAACGCACUACCUUUUAAGGUGAGGAAAUUUCUUAAUUGAAAUAGGCCAAAUUAAUUGUUGUGUCACCAUAUCAAGGAGAUGUACCUAUUAAUUAACUUUUUUUGUACAUAAAAGAUUGUCUCUAUGCUUAAUUUUAUAUACUAUAACUAAUUGCAUGUAUAUUUAAUGUGCUCAGAACAUAUCAGAAGAAGUGAAAUGUUUGCACACUUUGAGACAUACUAAUAUAGUUGCUUACUAUGGAGCUUGGAUAGAAGACAAUCACAGUUACAUUCUUAUGGAAUAUGCAACGCGAGGCACUUUGAAAGAUUUGUUAGAAAACAAUGAGACACCACUUAAAGAAGAAGAUGCGCUGUAUUUAUUCUCCCAAGUCGUUCUUGGAGUUCACCACAUCCAUUUCAAAAAGAUUCUUCACCGUGAUUUGAAACCGGAAAACAUCAUGCUAACCGGAAGCCGCGGUGACAUCGUAAAGAUCGGAGAUUUCGGCGUCUCGAAAAAUUUUAAAGAGUAUUAUUCAUUAUUAACGAAACCAUCAAUUAUAUGUCGCGCUGGAUCAUUUUGUUACAUGGCUCCAGAAAUGCUAACAGACCAAUCUUAUGAUUUCAAAUGCGAUAUAUGGAGCAUGGGCGUCAUUCUCUAUGAAAUGGUUUCAAAAAGACAUCCUUUUCCCGCUAUGAGUCUAACAGAAAUCAUAAAAAUGAUUUGCGAAGAAAAACCACGGCCUCUUCCCCGAGGGACAUCAACGUCUGUUGUUAGCUUGAUAUCAAAAAUGUUGAGAAAAGAUCCAUUUUGUCGGCCGAAAAUAGAUCAAUUGAUCCUCUGCCCUUACCUUGUAUCUUUCAUUAUUCGGAUAUAUUUAAAUUUAGGACGAGUUAUGAGUAUUACUAACAAGAAUAAUGGAAAUUUUAAUCCGGAAAUAUUUCUGAAAUUUUUAAAAUCGUAGUCAGUUUAAUGAAAUUGUACAGGGAACGGUUAUCGAACUCGGACUCUCUGUACUAGGAUCAAAAGCGUAACGACAGGAAGCGAAGACCGGAACUGCGGAAUGUUCGUUUUAUUUCAUCACGUGCAUACCUUUUGAAAACCGUUC